Molecule: messenger RNA, 906 nt
Organism: Pseudozyma hubeiensis SY62
Lineage: Eukaryota; Fungi; Basidiomycota; Ustilaginomycetes; Ustilaginales; Ustilaginaceae
Exons: 1
Coding region: 1-906 (301 amino acids)
Biological process (GO): RNA catabolic process
Cellular component (GO): ribonuclease H2 complex
Source: RefSeq, a predicted model, not a curated record
AUGAUGGUCUCGACAUCGGAAGCGCUACCUACCAGCAUCGACGGAGAACUGGACCUUUCCAUUCGACCAUUCGACCAGCUUUUCCACGAAGCUGAGAAACAAUCAUUCAUCAUGACGACAGACUCGGCAAUCAACCUACUCCCACCACCCAUCGACAUCCACUUCCACGACGAGCCACUACCGCAAUGCGCUGCCAACCUCAUGCCCUUCAGCAUCGCCUACGACGGGCCUGCACCCAUCGAUUCAUUUCUCGUUCAACGGUCUGCCUCCUCUCCCUCGGCUGAUGCUGCGGUGGACGAUGCGAGCGAGAGCUUCAUCUCGGCGUUCCGCGGAAGAGCGAUCCAGUCGACGCCGUUGCCGCUUCCACCUGGAUUCGAAGCAAAGGUCGUGCGUGUCUCGCAAGUCGCAUCGACCAGCGGCAGUGCAAGCGCGACAGGCUCCAGAAGCCAUGAUUCCCUGGCAUCCAGGGCAGAGAAGGAAGCAGAGGAGGUUGAACGAGAAAGGGAACGAGCAAGUAAGCGAAGAAGGAUGGCCAACCAACCUCCCCCGAAACAGCAAAAGUUUUCGAUGGACAGCGACGACGAUGAUGACGAUGAGGAGCGAGACGAAGCUGAACAAGACGAUGAUGACUCAAUAGCAGUCGAACCGGUACGCGAACCAUCGCCUCGAGCCGUACCAGUCGUCGAUCAUCAGCCAGCAAGUACGGCAGGACCAACGGUCCGCAUCGAGCCGAUCGCACGAGUCCAUCCAAACCAUCUCACGAUAUGGGGCCCAGACGGUCCGAUAGACAAAGGAGACGAUCCUUUCUUUCGUACUGUCGGAGAGUGGUAUUCCGUCGUUGCGCCAUUGGUGAGUGCCAACCCCUCGCUAGCUCGGCCUGAAAGCGGAAAUGCGGGAAAACGCUGA